This is a messenger RNA of Mucor mucedo, 996 nucleotides long. RefSeq names its product SYF2 splicing factor-domain-containing protein. The record is from RefSeq and is a predicted model, not a curated record. NCBI's taxonomy places the organism in Eukaryota, Fungi, Mucoromycota, Mucoromycetes, Mucorales, Mucoraceae. Gene Ontology annotation, cellular component: Prp19 complex; post-mRNA release spliceosomal complex; catalytic step 2 spliceosome. Bases 35 to 946 code for a protein of 303 amino acids. The transcript is spliced from 4 exons.
UGUUCUUUCAUCCUUAACAUAACUCAAAAAUACUAUGCCCCCAAAGAGAAAAACCGCAGCAUCAGCAGCCCAAAAAAUAGCCAGACUUGUAAAGAGUGAGCCUGUAAAAGAAAAGACACCAGAAAUAACAGAAGACGUCACAAUCAAAGAGGAGGAAGAGGAUGUGAAAUCAACGUCUGUUGAAACAACCACAGCACCUACGAAACGUAAACACGAAGACGAUAAAGACGAUGCUACUUCUUCUUCUCCCAAGAGCGGUCUUGCUGAUCGAUUAGCGAAAUUAAAGGAACUGAAAAGGCGUAGAGCAACAGAAGUAGAGCAAGGUAAUCGACGUGAUCGUAAUCUCGAAUUUCAGAGAACCAAAGAAAAUCCAAAGUUUGAAGAAAAGAACGAAAAGAAAAGAUUGGAAGCCUUAAAGUUAUUAGAGAAACAAGAAGCAAAAGACGCAGGAGAGGAUUAUGAACGUAAACAGUUUUGGAAAUAUUCUGCUGAAUCGGCUGCUUCUUGGGAGAAAAAGAUGGAGAAAAAGGCUAGAGCCGCAAAUAAUGGAUUCACUGAUCAUUCACAAGCUGCACAUAAGAAAUACAUUCGUCUCAUGUCUGAAUUCAAACCAGACAUGUCAGCCUAUUCAGACAUGAAGCUUGCAGAUAUCGAACGUGCUAUUCGUAAUGGAGAAGAUCCUUCAGAUAUUUCAGCCAUGGCAAAUAGUUUAGAUUAUGCAAGAUUAGACGAUAAACCCUCAAAAGAAGCAGUUGAUAGAUUAGCAGCAGAGACAAAGAAACAGAUCAUUCAACGUGAAACUAGAUCUCGUGACCGCAAGGAAGAAAGUGACGACAUCUCCUGGAUUAAUGAGAAGAAUCGUGUCUUUAACCAAAAGAUUGCAAGAUUUUAUGACAAGUAUACAAAGGAAAUUCGUGAAAAUCUCGAAAGAGGAACAGCAUUGUAAAAAAUGUGUGAUAUCAUUCAUAAUAAAAAAACCCUUUAUUUCUUUUUUAA